UGGUUGCUUAGAGAAAGAGGCUGAGCCAAGAUGGCGGCCGGGGAGGUGCUGGGAGAGCCGACAGCUGGCGGAGAGCGCGGGUCCCUGCGGUCGGGCAUGUAACCACCCCCGGACGUCCAGCGGCCCUGCCCCCAUACCCCCGCCCUCGGAGCCAGGCCGGGGUGCGGAAGCAGUGGCAACUGCCGCCUCCCUUUUCUCCACCCCUUUGGCUGCCAGCGAGGAUGUUCUCGGCCCUGAAGAAGCUGGUGGGCUCCGACCAGGCCCCCGGGCGGGACAAGCCCAUCCCGGCCGGGCUGCAAUCCAUGAACCAGGCGCUGCAGAGGCGCUUCGCAAAGGGGGUCCAAUACAACAUGAAAAUUGUCAUCCGGGGGGAUAGAAACACAGGGAAGACCACUCUUUGGCAUAGACUCCAAGGAAAGAAAUUUGUUGAAGAAUACAUUCCUACUCAGGAGAUCCAAGUCACCAGCAUCCAUUGGAAUUAUAAAACCACUGAUGAUAUUGUGAAAGUUGAAGUCUGGGAUGUAGUUGACAAAGGCAAAUGCAAAAAGCGAGGGGAUGGUUUGAAACUGGAGAAUGACCCUCAGGAGGCAGAGUCAGAGAUGGCUUUAGAUGCUGAAUUCCUGGAUGUGUAUAAGAAUUGCAAUGGUGUAGUGAUGAUGUUUGAUAUCACCAAGCAAUGGACCUUUAACUACAUCCUGAAGGAGCUUCCUAAAGUGCCGACCCACGUUCCAGUGUGUGUGCUUGGGAACUACCGGGACAUGGGUGAGCAUAGGGUCAUCCUGCCGGAUGAUGUUCGGGAGUUCAUCGAUAACCUGAACAGACCUCCUGGCUCUUCGUACUUUCGCUAUGCCGAGUCUUCCAUGAAGAACAGCUUCGGCCUCAAAUACCUGCAUAAAUUCUUCAACAUCCCCUUCUUGCAGCUGCAGCGAGAGACGCUGUUGCGACAGCUGGAGACGAAUCAACUUGAUAUUGACGCAACGCUGGAGGAGCUCUCUGUGCAGCAGGAGACUGAAGACCAGAACUACGAAAUCUUCCUUGAGGUGAUGGAGGCUCGCAGCCGAGGGCAUGCUUCCCCCCUGGCAACCAAUGGGCAGAGCCCUUCCUCAGGGUCCCAGUCACCGGUGGUCCCACCAGGCAACACUUCAGGGGGUUCGAGCCCGAGCACCCCCCAGCCGCCGCUCCCACUCCCUCAGCAGAGCCCAGCCAUCCCGGCUGCUCCCCUGGACUCACUCACACCCCAGAUGCCGGUGCUUCUGCCGGAGACCCAGCUACCCCCAGCAACAGCUGCCCCCACCCCUCCUGCCGCAGCCCCACCACAGAAGCGCAGCAUCAUCUCUCGGCUUUUUGGGACAUCUCCUGCUCCGGAAACGCCCCCGCCUCCACCAGAUCCUGCAGCUGCUACUUCUGCUCCUGAGGCUCCUUUGAACGUGCAGAGCGUGGAGGACUUUGUCCCCGAAGACAGCCUGGACCGCAGCUUCCUGGAUGACCCCAUCCCACAGAAAGACAAGGGGAAACUUCAACCUAAGCUGCGCACGGAUAGUGAUAGUGACAGGGAUGCCCCUGGAGGUAACCCGAUGGUAGCUGGCUUCCAAGAUGACCUGGACGUAGACGAUCGCAUGCCCAGCAAGCCCUUGCCGGCAGCAGAGAUGGUACCAAGUAAAAACAUUGCCCUGUCAAGUGAUGAGGAGGAAGGGGAAGAAGAACACUCCAAAUUCACCAUCACAGCUGAUGAAGAUAUUAGCUCUGAACAAGAGACAAAACGGUCUUCCAGAAAGCCCUCGAACCCCCCGAAGCCAGUAACUUCUACCAAAGCAGUAGACCUGAAGGCUCCCACUGGCUUACCUGCUCAGCCCGGGCUUCAGCAAAAUGGCAGCACCAAACUUCCCGCUGCUACAGUUGCCACGGAGGCCACCUCUGCCGCAUCAGCUGCACCAUCCCGUCCUCAGAAGGCCCCCACCCUGGCUAAGCUCUCUGCUUCUAAACUGAAGGGGGACAAACGAGAGGAGUCAGACAGCGAUCCAGAAGGACCGAUAGCUACACAGAUGCUCUCAUUCGUCAUGGAUGAUCCAGACUUUGAAAGUGAGGAGUCGGACUGCCAGAAGAAUAAAGUGGACGAGUUCCCUGUGCGAGAAGACCUCUCCGACAUCUCUGACGAAGAUACCACGUCAAAACUUCCACAGCCAUCAAAACCAGUGAUCCACUCCUUCAAGCCAAAGAACGAUUCAGAUCUCUUUGGCCUGGGCCUGGAUGAACCAGGUCCCAAGGAAAGCAGCGAGGAAGAUAAGGAGAAAGAAUCCUCCAAAGAGAAAAAGAAGAAGAAGAAGAAGAGCAGCAAAGAGGAAGAAGAAAAGUCAGCAGCAAAGAAGAAAAGCAAGCACAAGAAGGUCAAGGAGAAGGAGAAGGAGGAGGGCAAGGAGGAGAGGAAGAAGAAGAAGAAGCGGAGUAGGGAGAAGGACAGUGGGAUUGAUGAACUGGAGGCCUUUCUGGGGGGCGGGGCAGGUGCCAGCAAGCUGCGCGGGGGCGGAGACUAUGAGGAACUGUAGCCCCAUCCUCCUGCGCCCACAUUCCGCAGAUGCUCCUCGUGGUAGGUUGCUGGAGGGGCGGAUGGGUGAGACUGUGGCCCUUUCUGCCGCGAAGACUGCUGGAAACACAGAAGGCUGGCAGGACAAAGAGGGGCUUUCUGCCUGGGCAGUGGGAUGGCAGCGAAGCUCAGCCCUGGAGGUACUUGGGGAGGGGACGGGCCAAGCAACGGCUCGUUGGCUAUCCAAGGCUCCUGAGUCCCUGCUUUGCAGCCUCCUUCCUGAGAGACCCCAGGGUCAGGCUUGGCCAAGGGAGGAGCAGGGGGUGCGUCCUCCCCAUCCCGGCCUCUCUUGUGCGCACCACCUGUCUCACCGGAGGAACGGAGUGGAUGGUGGCAGAGUGCUGCUCUCGCCCUCUGAAAGGAACCACAUCUAAUUAUGGAUUUGUGCUAUUUUUUUACCAGAGAAGCGGUUAUUGACUGGCUCAACUGAGAGCUUGCAGGAAUAAUGCGGUUGAGUUUCUGAAAGCUGAAGGGUUUUGGCAAGGGGGUGAGGCAAGGGGGGGAAAGGGAGGCCAUUAAUAUUGCACUGCAGCCCCAUUACCCUUUCCUGCUGUUGAUGCAGGGGUCCUGAGGGCCCUGCUGGUUUCUACAGCCCCCGGUGUCCCUGACACUGCUUGUAAGCUGCUGUGCAGUUUGGGAAGGAAAGGCUGAGUUGCCUGUUAAAAACGUAGGAGGAAGUCCCACCCCAGAACCAUUGCCCCACGCCUUCCUUCAGUGUUGUGUUUUGCGUAUCUUGGAAACCAGCCCAGGAAAAGUACCUCUCAGGGACUGUCUUCAGCACAGAAGCGGAGUUAACAGAAAUCCAGAGGGUUGCAGGAAAGAUUUUUCUUUUCAUAAUGGGAGCUGUUUGAGAAUAGCCCCCUCGGCUGUCAGCUGCCUCUAAGCAAAGAGCUGGGGAGACGGGCGAGAGGAGGGGGAUGGCUCUGCUUUCUCUUCCCUCUGUGCCAGCGGCACUGAGCACCUGAUCAGGCGGCAUGUCGUCCCCUUUUGCCAGAGUGGAGCACGCCUCAUCAUGUGAUUUUGGAAACGUUUUUGAAAUCUGACCCCCUGAACCGGUGCAUGUUUUUGGCCGGCUCCUGAUACCAGUUUGCCUGCCUGUCUUGCCUUUCUGUGUUCCAGUGCGUGGCUCCUGUGACCCUCUGCACACCUCCUUUGUGUUGCUGUGCCCCCCCCCCCGACUGCCCUCUCCAAUCCAUCCCAAGGAAGACGGGCUGUCAGUUUGUAAGCCUCCCAUUGCCUUGUUGUGUGUGGAUUGGAUUUGGGCUGUUUUUGACAUUCCGCCCCCUUCCUUCUCAGCUACCUGCAGAGGAAUCAGGGUGAUCUCCAAGCUGAGCUGAUUCCCCAGCGGCUGCUUUGGAUCCAGUCUCCUCUUCAGAGAUCUAUUUCCCUUUGAGAAACGCACUUGUGAUAGUUUGCAUAUCAGUCCAGCUGCCACGAGUCUUACUGCAUGAACUGAUCAUCUCAGGAACCUUCUCUCACUGACCGAUCCUCGGUCUCUCGGUACAAGAGGCACGUUGUGGCGGGGAGGGGGAGGACUGUGCAUGGGAAAAUCUUGAACCAUCAUCAUCUCCUGGGAGGAGGAGCCUGCCAGGGUCCCCUGAAACAGUUUCCACGAGCCCCUUCUCUAGACACACACCUGAGCCUGACUGAGUUCCAUAAGAGUGUCUUGGUCUUUUUUUGUUUGUUUGUUUGGAAAAAAAACUCCAAUGGUGCACUCCAUU
Gekko japonicus is the source of this 4302-nucleotide messenger RNA. It is a transcript of the gene RABL6, whose product is annotated as RAB, member RAS oncogene family-like 6. The transcript has 15 exons. Gene Ontology annotation, cellular component: nucleus; cytosol. The record is from RefSeq and is a predicted model, not a curated record. The coding region runs from base 222 to 2543 and encodes 773 amino acids. Lineage: Eukaryota; Metazoa; Chordata; Lepidosauria; Squamata; Gekkonidae. Gene Ontology annotation, molecular function: GTP binding.